AUGAAGAGGUUUUCAGUUGAAGUUGAGGAAGGAAGAGAAGGUAGAAAUGGAAAGCUUUCGGUUGGUCCGGUUUACCGGAACCUUCUCUCGAAAGACGAUUUCCCUCCUAUGGAUCCUGAUUUCAACUCUGCUUGGGAUAUUUUCAGUACGUCUGUCAAGAAACAUCCUCAAAAUAGGAUGCUGGGAUGGCGGAAACUCGUUGAUGGAAAGUUUGGACCUUAUGUGUGGAAGACAUACAAAGAAGCUUAUGAUGAGGUUUUGCAAAUUGCUUCUGCUUUAAGAGCUUCGGGUGCUAAACCUGGUUCUAAAGUUGGAAUUUAUGGAUAUAACUGUCCACAAUGGAUUAUAGCAAUGGAGGCUUGUUGUGCACAAAACUUAAUUUGUGUCCCUCUCUAUGACACUCUUGGGGCUGGAGCUGUAAAUUUUAUCAUAGAUCAUGCUGAAAUAGAUUUUGUUUUUAUUCAAGAUAAGAAGGUUAAAGAGAUAUUGGAUCCAAAAUGUAUAUCAUCUAAGAGAUUGAAAGCCAUAGUUGGCUUUACUUCAUUAACUGAGGCAGAGAAAGAUGAGGCCACCAACAAUGGAAUUAAACCAUAUUCAUGGGAUCAAUUCCUAGGCAUGGGAAAAGAAAACCCUUCAAGUAUUUCUCCUCCUCUAUCUCAAGAUAUAUGCACAAUAAUGUAUACAAGUGGAACAAGUGGAGAUCCUAAAGGUGUUGUUUUAACACAUGAAAAUGUACUUGCUUUAGUUAGAGGAAUGGAUCUUUUUAUGGAACAAUUUGAGGACAAGAUGAAUGAUAGUGAUGUUUAUUUAUCAUUCCUUCCUUUAGCUCAUAUUCUUGAUCGCACAAUUGAAGAAUAUUUUUUCCGUAAUGGUGCAUCUGUUGGAUACUAUCACGGGGAUUUGAAUGCAUUGCUGGAAGAUUUAGGUGAAUUAAAGCCAACGUUGUUUGCUGGUGUUCCACGGGUUUUUGAAAAAGUAUAUGAAGGUGUUAAAAGAGCAGUGGCGCAAUUGAAUCCAAUAAGGAGAACAGCUUUUGGCUUGCUCUAUAACCAUAAACUUGGUUGGAUGAACAAAGGAUACAAACAGAAAGAUGCAUCACCUUUUGCAGAUCUAUUAGCCUUCAGAAAGGUGAAAGCAAGACUAGGCGGACGUGUUAGGCUAAUCAUAUCCGGAGGCGCGGCUUUAAGCUCCGAGAUCGAAGAAUUCUUGCGCGUCACUACUUGCGCCUUUGUAUGCCAAGGCUAUGGUUUGACAGAAACAUGCGGACCUACUACUCUUACAUAUCCCGACGAAAUGUGCAUGCUUGGCAACGUCGGUGUUGUAACUGUAUACAACGAGUUGCAGCUAGAGGAGGUUCCUGACAUGGGUUACAAUCCUCUUGGAAAUCCUCCAUGCGGGGAGAUAUGCAUCCGAGGAAAAACUGUUUUCACUGGUUACCAUAAGAAUCCCGAGUUAACAAAAGAAGCCAUAAAAGAUGGAUGGUUUCACACCGGAGAUAUCGGAGAAAUUCUUCCUACUGGUGUUGUUAAGAUUAUUGACAGGAAGAAGAAUCUUAUUAAGCUUUCUCAAGGAGAGUAUAUUGCACUUGAGUAUCUUGAAAAUGUUUACACCAUUACUCCAAUUGUUGAAGAUAUUUGGGUGUAUGGGAAUAGCUUCAAGUCAAUACUGGUUGCAGUGGUUGUUCCAAAUGAAGAAUUUGCUAAUAAGUGGGCUUAUGCAAAUGGUCACAUUGCUUCUUUCUCCAAUCUUUGUGCUCUUGACCAGUUGAAGAAAUAUGUUCUAUCUGAGCUCAAGUCUACUGCUGUGAGAAACAAGUUGAAGGGAUUUGAACAUAUCAAAGGGGUUAUACUAGACCCACUUCCAUUUGACAUGGAAAGAGAGUUGGUGACUGCAACAUUAAAAAAGAAAAGGAACAAUAUGCUCAAGUAUUACAAGGUGGAGAUAGACGAGCUAUUCCAAAGUUUGACAGGAGAUAAGCUUAAAUUUUGA
This is a messenger RNA of Lathyrus sativus (Indian pea), 1989 nucleotides long. Lineage: Eukaryota; Viridiplantae; Streptophyta; Magnoliopsida; Fabales; Fabaceae. The record is from the annotation of a GenBank genome assembly.